CAUAUUUCAUUGUCAUUUCUCAAAAACAUGGUGGCAUUUCAGUGAAAAGGGUGUACAUUUCGACUAGUCAUUAAAAUUUAAGAAAGCUUAUUUAGCAAGAGUGUUUGAUACAAAUUGUAAACACCGAAUCAAUAAGCUCCAUACAAAAUUAAGGAUGACGUCUGAAGAGUCCCAGAUUUCUGAAGAACUGAAGGGAUGUUACGAGAAUCUUAUUGUUAUCGAUAUUGGUGCAAACUUGACGAACAAGAAAUACGGCCGUGAUCUGGAUUCUGUUAUUCAAAGGGCAAAAGACGCAGGAGUCCAAAAGAUAAUGGUCACGGGAACAUCGGUUAGGAGCAGUAAAGAAGCACUCAGGCUCACCCGACUCUACCCAAGCACUAUAUAUUCUACAGCAGGUGUACACCCACACGAUGCAAAAUCAAUGGUAGAGGAGGAAUUGUGGGCCGAGUUACAGGCCACGGCUUCUGCGCCUGAGUGUGUAGCGAUAGGAGAGUGCGGACUGAACUACAGUAAGGACUUUUCCGAACCGAAGGUGCAGAGGGAAGUUUUUAAACGGCAGGUUGAAAUCGCGUGCGAAUUACAAAAACCGCUAUUCGUACACGAGAAAGAGGCACAAGAUGAUCUCACAACGAUUUUAGACGAAUUCGGGAACAAAUUACCGCCCGUUGUCAUACACUCGUUCACGGGAAGUGUGGAACAAGGAAUCAAAUAUAUAGAAAAAGGUUUCUAUAUUGGUAUAACAGGGUAUAUUUGCAAGGAUAAGUCUGAUGGUGGUAUUAGAAGACUUCUGUCGGAGAGAAUUCUACCUCUGGACAAGUUGCUGGUGGAGACCGAUUCGCCCUUUAUGUAUCCCAACAUGCGGGCGUCGAAACUGCCGUUGCACGUCAAGGAUUCGCUUACGGAGAGAUCCCAGAACUUUGUGAAUCGUUAUUGCACCUUCCAACGUAACGAACCGUGUGCCUUACCCGCUAUAGUCGAACUCGUAGCUGGCUUCAGAGCUGAGAAGCCGGAAGACGUAGCGCUUGCAACUGCAUUCAAUGCGCUCAAGAUCUUCGGGCUUAGCCAGUAAGUGAUUUGAGGGUAGUUUUAAAAAUUCAUUCAUAAAUUGACUUUUGAGGGUAGAUUGAUAUAUAUUGAAUGCAAAACUUUUACCUUGGGUAUAAACUAUUACAAUUUACUUAACGUAGAUACAUUUUACAAACCAAAAGUUAAAUAUAAACAAAAAAUAUUUUCAUAUACUAAGUUUUGUUGUGCGUGAGGUCCCUAAAUCCAUUCUAUUUCAACGAAAUAAAAUGCUGUUUUAGUAUGAAAUGGAAGUUUGUCUCUGAAAAUCUAUUUAUGAAUGAAUUCUUCCUUGAAAUUGAAAUGUCUCGAUUGUCGACUUUAUUAUAUUAAUGAGUAUAAAUAAAAUAUACAAAUGAAAAUAUUUAUACUAUAUACAUGUUAUUUAAGAAAUUGAUAUUACUGAUUUUACAAUUGCUUAUGACUAUCGCCGUUUUGAUAUUUAAAAAAUGUUACCUAUGUGUAAAUAAUGAUUUAUUUUGAAAAGAGUAAGAUAAUUUUAUGACAAUAAUUGCAAUGAGGGAAACUCUUUUCAAAGAUGUGAUCGCUAUUUGAAAUGGCAGCUAAUUUUCCCCAUUUGAUAUGGCAAUAAGAGGCUAUUACUAACAGUUAAAUAAUCUUGCCAGAAAAUAAAGACUAGACAAGAGAAUGCCUCUCUAUACUCUAUGUUCAUAAUGAUAGGUUAAGAUUUACUGACAAAUUGUUUUGCUUAAAUACGUUUAGGUAUACCUGAACGCUUUAAAUGCCAUGAACUGCAUAAUAUUAGGCAGAAUUUUUGUUUAUAGCGAUAAGCUUUUUAUGUUUUGUAUUGUCUAUGGUGCACUUGCUUGUAUUUACGAAUAUAGUGGCAACAAUAAGCACAGUGAUCUCAUUUUAACCAAUGUAAAGUGUCAUCAUAGUUUUAGCAGACUUGUAAAUGAUUUAUUUAAGCAAUUUAAUCUGUGGUGACAUUUGACAUGUUUUGACAGAUAAAGCUAGAUAUUGUGUGACUUUACGCUAUGAUAAUAAUAGCUAAUAAUUAUUGUCAUAGCGUCUUUUUUGGGAUAUCUGUGCGAAUGCUAUUUAUCCCAUUUAUUCUAAAUAUUUAAACAGAUAUGCCAAAAAUACUGCCACUUAUUCGCACGGUGUUAUUUCGCUCUGGCCAGAGUAUUCCUAUUCGAAUUUUAUUUUUGUUUAUCGAAUAUUGUAAAUAGAUUAAUGUUGUUUAAUGCUGGUAGUCACAACGAAAUCAAAGACUGCGGGUAUUAUGUGGAUUUUAGUUUUGUUGGACUACGGAGGGUAGUCGAGUAUUGUUGAUUCCUUAUCUUUUGAUCACUAAGUCUAAGGGGUUAUUUAUUGUACUGAAUUGUAAUUGUAUACAUAAUAUUGUAGUUUAAGAUCCCUCGGACAAAUGUAAUGUAGUGCCUUCGACAUGACGUCCUUUUGUGAUACAAUAUUUUUUCAUAGAUUGUACAGAUUAUUUCUUGCAAUAAAAGUUUAAAAAAUAA
Messenger RNA from Pieris napi, 2549 nucleotides. RefSeq names its product 3'-5' ssDNA/RNA exonuclease TatD. Lineage: Eukaryota; Metazoa; Arthropoda; Insecta; Lepidoptera; Pieridae. The coding region runs from base 155 to 1069 and encodes 304 amino acids. The transcript is spliced from 6 exons. Gene Ontology annotation, cellular component: cytosol. Gene Ontology annotation, molecular function: single-stranded DNA 3'-5' DNA exonuclease activity. The record is from RefSeq and is a predicted model, not a curated record.